This is a messenger RNA of Larimichthys crocea (large yellow croaker), 2481 nucleotides long. RefSeq names its product zinc finger, SWIM-type containing 2 (gene zswim2). The coding region runs from base 501 to 2285 and encodes 594 amino acids. Lineage: Eukaryota; Metazoa; Chordata; Actinopteri; Sciaenidae. The record is from RefSeq and is a predicted model, not a curated record. Gene Ontology annotation, molecular function: zinc ion binding; ubiquitin protein ligase activity. The transcript has 11 exons.
UUUUCUCGGCUGACUUUUAUAUUUCUAUGAAGUUGUGAACGAACCGAGCAACAAGCGAGCAGCAUUUAACGGUAACAGGCUGAGCAAAGAGGCAGUGAUGAGCACAGACGGUGGAAAUGUCGAUGUCGUUACCUUAACGUGGAGAAAAGAAGCUGCAUGACGAGCUGCAGAGAGAAAGAGAAAGUAAACUUCAGACAGGGAGGAGGGACAUGGACUGUCUGACGUCAUCUGUUAUUGUAGACGCCAGCUCAUGUUGUUAUGGUUGUUGCUAUGGGGAUGUGGGUCACGUGGUGGUGCAUCAGCCAGGAGGGGAGACGUCAUGCCACGUGACACUGACACGGGAAGUGCCUCUUCUGUAACUCAGGUAGAACAAAACGGACCAAUCAGCAAGAAGGUUUCUGUCGCUUAGCAACGGCGUCCUCUGGAGAGCAAAACGUCUGUUACCAUGGCGACGGCGUUCCGACACCUCGCCAUGUUCGUGCCGCUGACUAAAUGACAGGAUGUUCAGGAAAACUGCGUGGAGGAACGCAGCCAGCGAUGCAGUGAGUUUCCACCAAGGCCAAGCCCUGAACACAACCAUAUUUCUCCUGAAAUGCUUCGGUCCAACAGGCUUCCUACUCAGAGAGGACAGAGAGGCCAAGGAUUUCAAGGUGUGCUUGGGUGACCCACAUACGUGCUCGUGCCCUGUGUUCACUCGGGAGCAGGAGCCAUGCAAACACAUCUGCUGGGUUUUACUGCGGAAAUUUAGACUACCCAGAGAACAUGAAUAUUCAUUCCAGCAUGGACUUGUGGAGAGACAGAUCCUGGAGGUGCUCCAAGGUUUACACCAAACCGAAGCCCACAGGACAGAGAAUGAUCCGUCAACUCCUUUCAGGACCGCGAGCCAAACAGUCGCCGGCCAGAAGGCUGGAAGUGUCUGCCGGAAAGUGAUCCAAGCUCAGGAUGUUUGUCCGAUUUGUCAAGAAGAGCUGCUGGAGAAAAACCUGCCUGUGUCUUACUGCAGGUUCGGUUGCGGCAAUAACGUCCACAUCUCCUGCAUGAAGGUGUGGGCGGAUCACCAGAGACUCUCAGACAGGGAGGAAACAGUGAAGUGCCCUCUGUGCAGGGAGGACUUCAGCUCUUUGAAGUCGCUCCAGGAGCAGGUGAAAAACGCAGCAAAGCUCUUCACUGCAGCUGAAAGAGAGAAGCCAGAGAGACACCUGGGAGUGAUCUGUCAGAGCUGCCGGGUGUGCCCUGUCACUGGGAAGUGUUUCAAAUGCACAGUCUGCAGUUACCUGUAUCUGUGUGAGGACUGCUCAAACAAGGGCUGCCACCCACAGCAUGCGUUCGCUUCACGAACAACAAGGAGAGACAAAUGGCAGCUUGUGGCAGACGACCUGAGUGAUGAACCGACAGGAGCAACCUGUGGCAGCACCGUCCCUGUAGCUGCAGACCUUCUACCAGACAGUGUGUCGGAGUGUCUACCUGUGAUCAGGGUGAGACCGGGCUCUCGGCUGUUGGAUGAGGGACAGCAGUGUCGGAUCUGUCUGCAGGAUUUUAGCCUGGGCCAGCGUGUGCGAACUCUGCCCUGCCAGCACAAGUUUCACGCAGACUGUGUGGACAGGACCCUGCAGAAGUCCAACUCCUGCCCCUUGGAUGGAUAUGUCAUUUAUAACCAUGUGACUAGGAGAAGCAGUGAAAGGAAGACCGCCCCUCAGUCGGCCUCCCGCCUGCUCAGUGACUUCGCCAGACCAACAGAGGAUCACUUAAAGGAUCUGUUCAUCCCAGGAGUGGCACUGCGGGACAGGAACACUAAAGUCACCCCCCCACGUGGUUCUCUGAACUUAGAGGUGCUAACAGCUCCUUUAAACCCCCCACACCAGUUCAUCACUGACAGGUUUCAAGGCUUGCGCAUAGCUACGACAGACACUGUGAUGGAGGAAGGAAAACAAACUCUGACAGACCCACGAGCACGUUCCUCAAAAAAGAGAGCGACAGCACACAGCCAUGCUUCACCUGCAGAGACAAAACUCAGCCAUGCUUCACCUGCAGAGACAAAACUCAGCCAUGCUUCACCUGCAGGGACAAAACUCAGCGACCAGCCACAGCUGAACCUUUUCGUAGGUUUGUGGAGACCACAGUCAGAUCACACAGCUACAGCGGCCUCAGCUGCCAGGCCAACUCGACGGCAGCCCAAAAAGACAGGCGUGGUGACCAGUAAAGGCCCAAACAAGCAACUGAGUUCAGAGCUAAGAAUGACUGGAGUCCUGAUAAACACACAGCAUCAGACGCAGACGAAGACUUAAAUUAGUUUUUAAUGUUUCAUCUUAGAAGAAUGUUUCUGUCGUGUAUCUGCACUUUUUUCCUCUUCCUGUUUUCAUAGAUGAAAGUAUAACCGUGUGACCAUUUGUUCAAAAGGUGUGAACCUGAAAUAUUGUUGUGUCAUUUCACUAAAAUUAAAGGUCGUUGAAUAUAUACUUUAAAGCUGAAGAAAGAAGAACA